This is a messenger RNA of Helicoverpa zea (corn earworm), 2311 nucleotides long. RefSeq names its product hippocampus abundant transcript 1 protein. Gene Ontology annotation, cellular component: membrane. The record is from RefSeq and is a predicted model, not a curated record. Bases 145 to 1584 code for a protein of 479 amino acids. Gene Ontology annotation, molecular function: transmembrane transporter activity. Gene Ontology annotation, biological process: transmembrane transport. NCBI's taxonomy places the organism in Eukaryota, Metazoa, Arthropoda, Insecta, Lepidoptera, Noctuidae. The transcript has a single exon.
AAUUGUUUUUCAAUUUUCCAGUGGAUUUUUGACGUUGCUACUACUUGCUCGUUUUUAUCAAGUUUUCCUCCAUGUAGUGCUUAGGUUUCCAUAAUGUUUCUAAUAUAAGUAGUUCUGUAGGAAAAUAUACAAUAUAAAUCUUAAAUGACGCCCACGAAGACCACAAAAACCGAAGUAGAAAUGGUGAUACGGAAUAGAAAAACUGUUAUGAAAGACGGGAUUAUGACAAUGUCUGGCAUCGGCGAGCCCUCCGUGUUCCACGCUCUGGUGGUGAUAUUCCUGGAGUUCUUCGCGUGGGGACUGCUCACGAUGCCGAUCAUCUCGGUUUUAAACGUUACAUUCCCGGAUCACACGUUCUUGAUGAACGGUUUGAUAAUGGGCAUCAAGGGCAUCCUGUCGUUCCUGUCUGCGCCCCUGAUCGGCGCGCUGUCCGACGUGUGGGGCCGCAAGUUCUUCCUGCUAGUGACAGUGUUCUUCACGUGCGCGCCCAUCCCGCUGAUGACCAUCAACACGUGGUGGUUCUUUGCGAUGAUCAGCAUCAGCGGAGUGUUCGCCGUCACCUUCUCCAUUGUGUUCGCGUACGUGGCGGAUGUGACGACCGAGGCGGAGCGCUCGCGCGCCUACGGGCUUGUGUCGGCCACCUUCGCCGCUAGCAUGGUCAUCUCGCCAGCUCUGGGCGCCUACCUGAUGGACUUGUACGGCGAGGCGCUUGUAGUCGCCGCCGCCACGGCUGUCGCUAUCCUGGAUGUAUUCUUCAUAAUGGUUGCAGUGCCUGAAAGCCUCCCAGAAAAAGUAAGACCCAGCGGUUGGGGCCCGGCUAUAAGCUGGGAGCAAGCUGAUCCCUUCGCUGCACUGAGGAAAGUUGGUGCGGAACGUACAGUGCUGAUGUUGUGUGUGGCAGUGUUCCUCUCGUACUUGCCGGAAGCCGGACAGUAUUCGUGCAUAUUUGUGUACUUGAAGUUAGUGAUGGGCUUCGGUGUAGUCCAAGUGGCGAUAUUUAUUGCAAUCGUAGGAGUGCUCAGUAUUGGUGUACAAGUUGUUCUCGGAUUCUUAAUGAGAUCACUGGGAGCUAAGCACACUAUCAUGGUGGGACUGUUGUUUGAGAUGCUGCAGCUCAUGUGGUACGGCUUCGGUAGCCGAACGUGGAUGAUGUGGGCUGCCGGAGUGCUGGCUGCCCUGGGCUCGGUCACAUAUCCAGCGAUCAGUGCAUAUGUGUCAGUGAACAGCCGGGCAGACCGGCAGGGCGUAGUGCAGGGCAUGGUGACGGGCGUGCGCGGGCUGUGCAACGGCCUGGGCCCCGCCAUGUUCGGCGUCAUCUUCUACCUGUUCCACGUGGACCUGAACGAGGAGCACGCCGUGGCGGGCAAGCCGGCCGAGGAGAAGUACGUGCGCAUGGUGCCGGGCCCGCCCUUCGUGCUGGGCGCGCUGCUGGUGAUCUGCGCGCUGCUGGUGGCGGCGUUCCUGCCGGAGGACGGCGCGGCGGGGCGGCGCGCGCCCCCCGACCUGCGCUUCGAGCUGGAGCGCGGGCGGCGCGUGGCGGGCCCGCUGUCGCCGCUGAUGGCGCCCGAGUCGGCCGCGCUCUAGCUAGCGGCGAGGGCCGGCCGCGCGGCCAGCGUCUGACUCUCAGUGCUGUGCGCUGCGACAGCGACCCGUGCAUUUACGAGGUACCAAAGCUAACUCGAGUGAGUGACCGUGAUUCCUAUCGUUACGCCGACGACACCGAUACAUUCCCGCGUCGAUACAGCUUAAUCAUCGUGUUUUUUAAGCUUUGUAUUAUAUUUUUAUAUGGUUUGGAGUCGCCGCUGGGGUGUGUACAUAUUUGUCUGAAUAAAAUCAAUGAACUCGUUGUUAUAAACUAUGUUUUCAUGUUUCGAGCGGAGCAUCACACAGUUGCGUUAACGCUACAUUUCGUAUUACCCUAUGAGUCAGUAUUCAGUCAUAAUAAUUGCUGCGGAUUGAAUUGUUCUCAUAACUUGCUGUAAACAAUAAUAUUCCAUUAAGAUAAGGUCAAUGUUUAAGUAAAUAAUGAGCAACCUAUUGAAACUGUACAGAUAAGAUGAAAUCUGCACAGAUGUCUCCUGUCCAUAUAGAAGAAAUAUUUUGUAUUAUAAUGAGAAAAGUAAAAUUUAUAUAAAUAGACAAACUCCAAAUGAGUUUAGGUAAAACCUGUAAAUUGGAAAUGUUUCAAAUGAUAAGUAGGUAUUGUAAGCGUCCUCUAGAUGCCUUUGCCUAGAUGUUGAACUCCAUUCGUGACACCUAAGCUAAAGGGUUUUUUGAAGAUCUCAUUGUGAAUAAAUGCUAUGAAACUGAA